AUGUUCCGUGUCGAACUCCUCCAACACAAAGGUGCGGCUCCAGCCCCAGGCUGGAGCUACGUCGCCGACCGAGCCUUCAACCCAGCCCAAGCCGCCAUGGCCCCAACACUAAGCCGCAAACGCGGAAUCCGCGACGCCGGUAAAGGAGGUGACAUGUCCUCACGACGAGCGAAUGCGAUUAUCCGCCACAUCGCUGAGCUAGACCGCGAAAACCAGCGCGACGUGUCGAUCCCCGUACCAGUGAAACAAGCAAAAGAAGCCGGAGCGCGCGGCACACGCGCAAAGACAACAUCAAAUGUGCGCCGAAUCCUACAAUCGCAAAAGACAUUCCGGAACCACCUUGAUGAUGAGGAAGCUGCGAUUCAUAAUAGCAGUGCUGCUGGUGGAGCGGGGGCCGGGGCUGGGCAGAAUAUGGUCGCAGCGGCCGCGAUGGCUAAAGGGAGUAAAGCUGCUGUUGCGGCGGCGGCAGCGAGACGGAGCUCGACGCCUGUUGUUGCCGGGUCUGCUGGAGCUGGAUCUGCGGCUGCAAAGAGGAAACGGGCUUUGGCUAUUGGGACAGCUGCUUCCACGCCUACGCCUGCGCCUUCUGUCCCUGAGACUCCUGCUACAGUUGCUACGGAUGUGGAGGGUGAAGAUGAUUCGGAGGGGAAGCAUAAGCUUUUGAAGACGGAGCAUGAUAAUGAUCCUCUUUUGCGGUCUUAUGCACCGACUAUGCCUUCUGAUCGUAUCAUUCAGCGUUUACUCGCUGAGCCGCCUUUAUCAUAUAAUGCGUCGCGGGUAGGCGCGCCAAUGUCGUCUCAAUCGCCGCGGCAUUUCUGCUGUAUGUGUGGAUAUUGGGGGAAGAUCCGCUGCAAGAGCUGUCACUUGCGCACUUGUGGGCUGGAUUGUUACCGUGUACACGAGGAUUCGAGGUGUGGUGCAUUCUUCUAG
Penicillium longicatenatum is the source of this 930-nucleotide messenger RNA. Its product is annotated as putative HIT finger domain protein. Gene Ontology annotation, cellular component: Swr1 complex. The record is from RefSeq and is a predicted model, not a curated record. Bases 1 to 930 code for a protein of 309 amino acids. Gene Ontology annotation, biological process: chromatin remodeling. Gene Ontology annotation, molecular function: nucleosome binding. The transcript has a single exon. NCBI's taxonomy places the organism in Eukaryota, Fungi, Ascomycota, Eurotiomycetes, Eurotiales, Aspergillaceae.